Molecule: messenger RNA, 1247 nt
Organism: Oncorhynchus masou masou (cherry salmon)
Lineage: Eukaryota; Metazoa; Chordata; Actinopteri; Salmoniformes; Salmonidae
Product: interleukin-1 receptor accessory protein-like 1-A
Exons: 6
Coding region: 534-1247 (237 amino acids)
Biological process (GO): negative regulation of exocytosis
Source: RefSeq, a predicted model, not a curated record
UGGUGCGGUUUAGCGGAGUGCACAGUCCUGCGUUUGGGAUGGUUGGGCACACUCCAGAGAAUUCCUGAUCGAACCUCUUGGCAAAAGCGAGCAGGCAGAUUUAGGGGGGUGUUCAGUAGGCUACGCUCUUCCAUUGCCCCCGUUCGUUUUGUAAAUGCCAUAUUUGUUGCCUUUUAUUUUGUAGUUGGUCAUAAUAAUUUAGUUUUUUUUUACUAUAGAAACCCCCUUUUCUUUGAUCUCUCAGUCUCUCACCUAAAUGCACUUAUGUUUAUUGAGUGAGCUUGGCACUUUUUCAUCCAUCUGAGAACAGAAACAAGAUCCACAUCUCUCUUUGGAUUAAACCGCCGCGGCUAUCGUCCGAAUGGGUGAUCUGCUUGAAAUACAGUUCUUCAGUGGCACCCUGACACUCCAUGGAAACAUGUUCUCUCUGGCUGAUCCCCGUCGCUGUGAUGUCCAAAGCUUUCCCCACUGACUGACGGACGCUCGUGGAUCAUUUUGUAAAGCGAUUUGAAGGCUGUUAGGUCAAGGGGAAAAUGAGGCCUCCUAGCCCUCUCCUGAUCCUGCUGUAUGUCACCCUGUCCCGCGCCAUGAAGACAGUCUCCAAGAGAGGCUCAGUUGACCUCUGUACAGACUGGUCAGUGGAUUACCUGAAGUACCGUGUGCUGCAGGGAGAGCCGGUGAGGCUGAAGUGUGCCCUGUUCUACGGCUACAUCCGGGCCAACUACAGCCAGGCUCAGAGCGUGGGCCUCAGCCUCAUGUGGUACCGCAGCACUGGUCUGGGCCACGGAGACUUCGAGGAGCCCAUCUCCUUCAACGGCGUGCGCAUGAGCAAGGAGGAGGACGCCAUCUGGUUCAGACCGGCCGACCUGCAGGACGUGGGCCUCUACUCCUGCGUUCUACGGAAUUCAACAUACUGUAUGAAGGUGUCCAUGUCUCUCCACGUGGCUGAGAACGACACAGACCUCUGCUACAACUCUGACAUGAGACAUAUGGAGAAGGCAGAACUCAGCAAGAGCAAAGACAUCACCUGUCCAGACAUAGAGGACUACAUAGAACCUGGGAAAGACCCUCAUAUCAUCUGGUUUAAGGAGUGUCGUCCUAAGCAGUGGCGGACCUCCAUCCUCCAGAGAAGAGACUCUCUGUCCAUCAGAGAGGUCAAAGAGGACGACAUCGGCAACUACACCUGUGAGGUCACCUUCGGGGCCUUCGUGGUACACAGGACCACUGAGCUCACCGUCACAGUUUAA